GAACACGAGCAGCAGGCUGGCUGGGCAGAAGAACACUUGUCGACUCGAGGAAGAGAUUCGCCGAGUUUUUCCCUUCUUUUCGUUUAUUUUUUCUGGUAUAAUACACAAGAAUAGACGGCGACAGGGAAAGUGGACCCGUCUCAACAACUAGUUGUUGAUUUUCCUUGUUGCAGAUUUGUAUACUCCUGUGAACUUCCCAAGGAAAUAUUUGACUGGUUUGCCAAUGAGAGCUCAGUCGUAUAAACGGCAGGUUCGUAGUCAAGAGUCACAGGCUGACAUACAGGUGGAAUGUGGUGUCAUACCAACCAGUGAGUCGGGGAGAACAACACUGGAGAUGGAAAUAAGUUUUAGUGGUAUCAAUAAGUAUUUUCCAUAAUUUAAUUUUAUUUUCUAAAUUGUAUUACUCGAAUGAAGAAUAUGAUGAACUUCAACUUAUUACGAACAAGAAAAUGAUUAUAUCUGGAUAUAGUUUUCGUUUUUUUUUAGGUAGGAGCUGGUGUGAUUGUUGUAACAUCUUGAAACGAAACCGCGUGUUUAGUAUUUUACAAUCGUAACGCAGUUAACGUGUAAAUAUUCCAUUACUGCUAUCCCUACCGAAUAAGAUAGCCAGACAUCAAAGAUCGAUGAGAAACAAAAGGACUCUCGGUACCAGAAGCUUUCGGUGAAUGCGGAAGCUGCGAGCUGUCUCUGAGUUUCGUAUUUUCAUAUUCAACUCAUUUAAAGUCCCUAAAAUUGUAGAUUUACAGUGCAGAAAGAUUACAUGAAGACUACUGUAAUACUCUCCGUGUGAUACGUUACGGGUUAUGGGGGCUACCGUGGGUAAAGGAGUUUCCCUGUUGGAAAAUUUACCCCCAAAUCAGUCCUUACACAUUGUAAUGCUCGGAUUAGAUUCUGCGGGUAAAACUACAGUGUUGUAUCGUUUGAAGUUUGACCAGUAUCUAAGCACUGUUCCAACAAUAGGUUUCAACUGUGAGAAAAUAAAAGGAACAACGGGUAGAGCCAAAGGAACCAGCUUUCUUAUCUGGGAUGUUGGAGGCCAGGACAAACUACGGCCACUGUGGCGAUCUUAUACAAGGUGCACGGAUGGAAUUGUCUUUGUGUUAGACAGUGUCGAUGUGGAACGGCUAGAAGAGGCCAGGAUGGAACUGUUUCGGACCGCAAGAAGUCCAGAGAAUUCCGGCGUACCUAUAUUAGUGCUAGCUAACAAACAGGACCUGCCUGGAGCGAAAGACCCUAGUGACAUUGAAAGGCUGUUAGGACUAAACGAUUUAGGACCGAACCAUCUCUGGCAUGUCCAACCAGCAUGCGCGAUAAUAGGCGAAGGGCUAGCUGAAGGGUUAGAUGCUUUGUACGAAAUGAUUUUAAAACGGAAAAGACUCUUAAAACAGUCCAAAAAAAAGACAAGAUAGAUUAAUUGUCCACUGUUCUCGGUUAAAAUGACAGCUAGUAAAUGGUGUUAUGUCUUACGUUUAUAUGUUUCAUCGAAUUGUGAGGGGAAGAAUACUUACGUAGUGUUUGAAGUUGUUUCUACGCCUUGUGAUUUUAAUAUAACUUAGUUUAACAGAGCAUUGUUGUUUGCAAAGAUGUGUUAACACUUAACACAAUUGUUAAUAGAACUUUGUUAGUAAGGCAACAAAAUGGUGUUAUUGUUAAGCGUGUUUGUUGACAUGAAUGGUUAAUACUUACAAAGGUGAAUAAGUAGGGUUAUGUUUUACUUUGCAUCGUUAUUUUUCGUGCCAUAUGUUUCUGAAUGGCAACUUUAUUGACAAGUUAGAGCAACAGUGAAACAUACUGUAGAACAGCGUGCUGUUACUCUAUCUUCCAACAAAGGCAUCACUUAUGUAUAUUUGUAGUAAAUUAUUCCUGUUGUUGUAGUAAAAUAUUUGAAAGUCAUUAAAGUUCUCAAGUUGAAAGUAUUUCGUUAGUACAAGUUGUCGUUUGUAUCUCAGGUUUCGUGGUGUAAACGUUUUGGCCCGUUGACCUUUAGUUGUCCGUACAUACUUUUUCAGCCGUGGGGGCGCAAUAAUGUCACGGUCGAUCUCAUUAUUCGUUAGUAAAAAGAGUAGCCCAACAGUUGGCGCUGUGGAUGGUGUUGAUUCACUGCUUCCCUCUAGCCUAAUACUUUAAAAUUAGGGUUAGCUAGCGAAGACGCUCCUCGAGUAAGUUUGUUCGAAAUUCAAAAAACAACUGCCAUCGCUAUCCUAAUGAAUCCAUAUUAAUAUAAUAUAAGCAUGAGGCGUUUUUGGACACAUUUCCGAAAGGUUUAGUGUCUCAAAACUAAUAUUAAGUUUGACAUUCUUAACAUGACGUUCAGUUUAUUAUUUGUUUAAAAGUUCAACCACACAUUUCUUAAGAAGUCUGGUAAAAUCACCCGAAGACUUUCAUCUCAAAUUAAGAUUAAGUACUGGAUUGUUCUUAUUGUAUUAUUCAACGUGACGUUAUUAUUACAAACAUGGUAGCAUCAGGGUUAGCACGAGCGGGUAGAUUAUCCUUUCUCAUUUGUCAUUGUAGUAAGAUUGUACCAUUGAAAUGAUUUAUCAGGAAACCAUGUUUAUAUUUUAUAUCCAACAUUUUACCAUUACCUUAUUAAUCUAGUGUGCAUUUGGUUCCAGAAAUCAUAAUAAACCUGUAGCCCUGUUUAUGUUUUAUUCAUAUGUCGCGUCACUUACUAGCAAACAAUUUUGUAACAAUAAAACAGUUUAGAAGUUAUGUACUUGUAAUAUUACAUCACCGUAAUAACAUU
Molecule: messenger RNA, 2743 nt
Organism: Limulus polyphemus (Atlantic horseshoe crab)
Lineage: Eukaryota; Metazoa; Arthropoda; Merostomata; Xiphosura; Limulidae
Product: ADP-ribosylation factor-like protein 4C
Exons: 1
Coding region: 804-1409 (201 amino acids)
Biological process (GO): vesicle-mediated transport; intracellular protein transport
Cellular component (GO): cytoplasm
Molecular function (GO): GTPase activity; GTP binding
Source: RefSeq, a predicted model, not a curated record